Molecule: messenger RNA, 1365 nt
Organism: Miscanthus lutarioriparius
Lineage: Eukaryota; Viridiplantae; Streptophyta; Magnoliopsida; Poales; Poaceae
Source: the annotation of a GenBank genome assembly
AUGGGUUGCUGCCGCUCCUCGCUGCGGGCGGGGCCGGGGCCGGGGCCCCACGCGGCGGAGAAGCCGCCCCGCCACCGCCACGGCCACCGCCACCGCCACCGCCCGCCGCCGCCACCGACGAACAACGGCCCGUCCUUCUCCCUGAACGCGCACCAGGCGGCCGCGCCGCCCCCGGCCCGGGCCGCCGGGGGGGACGUCCCGGUGUUCGCCGAGUUCUCGCUGGCGGAGCUCCACGCGGCCACGGCCGGGUUCGCGUCGGAGAACAUCGUCUCCGAGAGCGGAGAGAAGGCACCCAACCUCGUCUACAGGGGCCAGCUCAAGGCACCCCGCGGCGCCGGCGCCCCGCCGCGCGCAAUUGCCGUGAAGAAGUUCGCCAAGCUCGCGUGGCCCGACCCCAAGCAGUUCGCGGAGGAGGCGAAGGGGGUCGGAGGCCUCCGGCACCGGAGGAUGGCCAGCCUGAUCGGCUACUGCUGCGACGGCGACGAACGCCUGCUCGUCGCCGAGUUCAUGCCCAACGAUACCCUCGCCAAGCACCUUUUUCACUGGGAAAAUCAGACUAUUGAAUGGGCUAUGCGUCUGAGGGUUGCAUACUACAUUUCGCAAGCAUUGGAAUACUGUAGUAUCAAGGGGCGGCCUUUAUAUCAUGACCUAAAUGCAUACAGGGUCCUCUUUGAUGAGAAUGGUGACCCUCGUCUGUCAUGCUUUGGUCUGAUGAAAAACAGCAGGGAUGGAAAAAGCUAUAGCACAAACCUAGCAUAUACACCUCCAGAAUAUCUGAGAAAUGGCAGGGUUACUCCAGAAAGUGUCAUAUUCAGUUUCGGCACUGUACUCCUUGACCUUCUCAGUGGGAAACGCAUACCGCCUUCACAUUGUCUACAAUAUGAGCCAAGAGAUCGGCCUGACAUAAAAAAAUUGGUUUCCAUUCUGGAGCCUUUGCAGACAAAAUUAGAGGUACCGUCCUGUGUGAUGCUUGGAAUUCCAAAGCCAGUGGAAGAACCACAGGCACCUCCUACUCCACAGCACCCUCUUUCUCCCAUGGGAGAAGCCUGUUCCAGAAUGGACCUAACUGCCAUCCAUCAAAUCCUAUUUACAGCACAUUACAGAGAUGAUGAAGGGAACAAUGAGCUAUCUUUUCAAGAAUGGACACAGCAGAUGAGGGAUAUGUUGGAUGCAAGGAAACGUGGCGACUCUGCCUUCAAAGACAAAGAUUUUAAGGCAGCAAUCGAUUGUACAGCCAGACGAAGCUUGUGCUACCUUAUGUGUGACCAACCUGAUGCUGCCCUCCGUGAUGCAAUGCAAGCACAGAUCGUCUACCCUGAUUGGCCGACAGCAUUCUACAUGCAGGCAGUUGCACUAUCAAGCUAA